Molecule: messenger RNA, 1141 nt
Organism: Drosophila busckii
Lineage: Eukaryota; Metazoa; Arthropoda; Insecta; Diptera; Drosophilidae
Product: early boundary activity protein 2
Exons: 1
Coding region: 114-1130 (338 amino acids)
Biological process (GO): positive regulation of neuron differentiation; negative regulation of Notch signaling pathway
Cellular component (GO): nucleus
Molecular function (GO): transcription corepressor activity; DNA binding
Source: RefSeq, a predicted model, not a curated record
AAUUCAUUACAUUGCACUGUAAAAUUUUGCCUGGAUUAUAACAAUAGCCUACCUGGAAAUUGCACGCAGCUGCGCAUUUUUUGUAUUAUUACCUGUUAAACUAAUCCGAUCUAAUGGACCAUACAAAUAGCGAUGAUGAGAAUAGUUGUUCGUCACUUGAUUUCAAAACGGAGCCAGAGCAACUCGCCAGAUUGUACUCGUAUCUCUAUCUACAAUAUUUGCGAGUAUUUAAGCCCAACAUGAGCUGUCAAAGGGAAAGUAAUAUGGCCAUUGAGCGCUAUAUAAGUUAUGAGAUGAGCCGGCAACAGAGCUUGAUGCGCAAUGAAAUCGCUAGACCACGCCCACUACCACAGAUUCAGAUUCAGUUGCCUCCAAGGCAGCCGGUGAAACAGGAGCCCGCAGAGCCGCUUAUCAUAAAUUGUACAUUGGUAACUUUGGGACCAGUAAUCAAAAGAAAUAAAUAUCCGGAUUUGCCACAAUUGCCGCCUGUUGAUCCUGCACUCAAGCAGCAGGUGGCCAAAAUACAGAAAAGUCAGCAUCACUACACGCAACUAUUUAGCCGUUUAACUAGUAUGCUGCAGACGUUAAAUCAACGCUACGAAUCCAAUGAAUUCGAUUCACAUUCAGACGGCACUCCACCACCACCACCUAUAAAACGAGGUAGCCAUAACAUAUCUAGUAGUUCCAGUGAAUCACAACCGGACGCAGUCAAAGACUCAUCAAUGGAGCAGUAUCCGCAACGAGUAAGGCUAAACGAUGGUAACUUUGGCUAUGUUCUCGGUCCCAAUGGCACACAGAUCACCGCCAAUGAGUACGGCCAAGUGUUUUGGACAAAUGCCCCUGUCGCAACGCGCUGCUUGCUGGCCGUGGUCUUCAGUAGCGAUGAGCUGGCUACACAUACACUGACAGGAAAACCUUCGCCGGCUUUUUAUGGACGCGAGCGCCCGGCUAAGAUGAUGCUGGAUCCGCGUAAGGUUGAUGACAUUGUAGCUUGCGUACGCAGUCGCACAGGCGGUAAAGAACGACAUAUUAGAGCCACCAUUACAACCAAGUGUGCCGACACGGCCAAGAAAUACAAGCGACGUGCCAACAAAGCGCUCAAGGAGAACAUUGUCGUCAUAGACGAUUAAAUUUUGUGUUA